Molecule: messenger RNA, 663 nt
Organism: Asparagus officinalis (garden asparagus)
Lineage: Eukaryota; Viridiplantae; Streptophyta; Magnoliopsida; Asparagales; Asparagaceae
Exons: 1
Coding region: 1-663 (220 amino acids)
Source: RefSeq, a predicted model, not a curated record
AUGUCUGCUUGUCAACCAUCAGAAACUCCAAUGGAAGAAGGAGUGAAAUUAGAAGUUGAAACAGAACAAGUGCCCGUUGAUAAAGGGCGCUAUCAGAGAUUGGUGGGAAAAUUGAUGUAUUUGACACAUACAAGGCCUGAUACAUCAUAUGCAUUGAGUACCGUCAGUCAGUUCAUGCAUAAUCCAGGGGAGAAGCAUAUGCAGGUAGUUAUGAAGAUCAUCAGCUAUCUUAAGGCAGCCCCUGGAAAAGGAAUCUUGUUUCAAAGAAAUGAGAACUUCCUAAAGGUUGAAGGAUAUACUGAUGCUGAAUGGACAGGAAAUAUAUGUGACCGAAGGUCUACAUCAGGGUACUUCACAUUUGUAGGGGGGAACUUGGUUACUUGGAGGAGUAAGAAGCAAAAUGUGGUAUCCCGAUCAAGCGCAGAAGUAGAAUAUCAAGGAAUGGCAAUCGGUAUCCAAGAGUUAUUAUGGUUGAAAUUACUACUGACAAAUCUAAGUUUCUCUCCAAAAGAACCUAUGAUGCUAUACUGUGAUAACAAAGCAUCAUGCCAUAUCGUACAUAAUCCAGUUCAGCAUGAUAGGACAAAGCAUGUUCAUCAAAGAAAAGUUAGAAGAGAAAGUUAUUUCCGUCCCUCAUGUAUGCUCGGAAGAUCAGCUGGCUGA